GUAGGCUAGUGAUAUUCUUGGCCCUGAUUGGUCACCACUUUUACAACUCAUUCUCUAAUUGGUUAGUACGCAUUUCUAAACCCUGCCCUUUCUACAAUACCAGACUGUACAAUGCAAACUGUCUCACUUUUCAGGCUUUUUCUGCAGAGAUUUCAGAUAGAAGACUGCCAAGAUGGUACGUAUGACUGUAAUUCAUUCAGAACUAUUCUUUUAUCAACUUUCUCUGCUAUCAAACUAUCUACACACUAUAUCAUGUCAAAUCCAUUGUUUAAACACCUCCCUUUAAAGGGCAAGUCAAUCCAAGGUAAUGGGACAGGGAGUUAGCUGGUAAGUUUGCGUGUAGCUCCUGAAACUGAUGUUUUCCUUUGAUACUGUGUUAUCAUGUUUAUUACUAUUACAGUACACAGAACCUUGGGACAACUGGCAUUUAAUAUGAGUCUGUGAUUAAAAUACUUUCAUUGCCAAUAUUAUUUAUUCUACUACAGUGACAGUCCAUAAAAUCAAUAUAUGGUUCAUUGUGGUCUUUUGUAAUAGUGUUCCUUAUCUUUAUGUACUUUGAAUUAUUGUGAGUGGUUAAAGUCUGGUGAUUAGUUCGAUUCAGGGUUGUAAAAAGUGAGAGGAUGACGCAUGAAUAUUCUACAGUCUUCAGAUCAGGGCUCUCCAACCCUGUUCCUGAAGAGCUACCCUCCUGUAGGUUUCCGCUCCAACCCCAGUUGUAACGAACCUGAUCCAGUUUAUCAACCAGCUAAUUAUUAGAAUCAGGUGCGCUAGAUUAGGGUUGUAGCAAAAACCUACAGGACGGUAGCUCUUCAGGAACAGAGUUGGAGUUAAAACCUACAGGACGGUAGCUCUUCAGGAACAGAGUUGGAGGGCCCUGCUUUAGAUUGUAGAAUACCCAAUAGUUCUGCAGGCUAAAAAUAUUGUGUCAGAAUAUAAAUGUGGCUAACUUUGUUGCUUUGAACCACAAGAAGUGUGUAACGUCAAUGGAUUCUAUCCGCAACGAAUUACAGAGUUUUUGAGAAUUCACUCGACUCCACCUGUUUGAUGAUUAACUAAUAAUUGAUCUGAGAUACAGAGACAGGUGGUGCAGUGUUCUAAGGUGUGGCCCAGGUAUAGGGUCUAACUACUAUAUCUUCUACGUGACUAAUACCAUGUGAUACCAGGGACAUUGACCCACUGAUACAGAGGACACAAUGCCUAUCAUUGACUAGAUCUAACCAAUGUUGUUUGAAGAGAGGUAUUAUGUGAAUCUCUAUAGCAUCAUUGAUGAUGCAGUGUCACACACACACCACAGAUUGUGGUACAGACAGAGCGUUGUGGUAGGGUCUUACCCCAUCUUUGAAUCACUAGUUUCAUCCUCUAUUUGUCCAACAGACUGAGUCUCAGUGUUGUAAACCCUUUAUGACUUUACUGUCUCCUUGUGACCACUUUGUGACAAUCUCAACGGUCAAACAGCAUUCAAACAACGUUUAGUUCCUGUUUUCCUGCUUUUAAGACCCUGUGUUCGGUAUUUUAUGACUGAUCCCAGAUCUGAUUGUGCAAACAUGGCGUGACAAUGAUCAUAGGAGUCGUCUAGUACAAACAGAUCUGGGAGCCAGAUAUGGUUUUAUUACCUGUGGGUGUUUCACUCACUACCCCAAUAAGGUUGAUCAUUAACACUGAACAAGAUAAGCGCAGAACCUAAGGUCAGGUUAAUUGUUACAUGUGCACCACAGACGUGCUGAUACGAAUCUGUAAAGCACAGGUGGCUAGUGGCACCUUAAUUGGGGAGGAUGGGCUCAUGGUAAUGACUGGAACUGAAUUAAUGGAGUAGUAUGGAACUCAUCAUGGUUUUCCACGUGUUUGAUACCAUUCCAUUCACUCCAUUCCAGCCAUUAUUAUGAGAUGUCCUCCCCUCAGCAGCCUGCUGUGCUGUGAAGUUUAUGCACUAGUACAUGCCACAGUUAUGGAUAACAAAGUUGACAGAAACACAAAGUUCAUACAGAUGUCAUUGACACUUAAGGAUGAUAAACUAAAGGGUCAUGUCAACUGGGCCUAGAUGAACAUUAUCCCUGUUAUGGGAACCAGAUUCUGCAGACCAAUGGGAUUCUUAUUUUCACCACUUCUCAUUUACUCUUAGUCUUUGCCAUUUGUACUGUUUAUUUGGCAAGGUAACUGUUUUCUGGGGUUUUUUUAUGAGCUCAGUGCAGUAAGAAGCUUAUUACUGUGUAUUUAUCCUGUUUGUUAACUCCUUAGUUGUCUAAUUUCUCCUAUCUCCUUCCUAGGCGUUCCGUGUGGAGAACAUGUCCUUCAAGCAGGGCCAGGAGAUGACGUUCACAGGGAAGACCAAGUCUGGAGCCACUAAGUAAGAUCAUGACAUUUCACCUUUCAACCCAAACACAACACAGUGUUCCCCCUAGCAUUACUCCUAGAGACUCUCCUAGUGCCUCACCCACUGCUCACUCCCAAGAUGUAGCAGAAUCCUGACACUUGGUUUCAAUUGAAUGUAUUUGUGCUUGUAGCCCUGAUUGUACUUUUGGGGUAUUUCGCAGCCCACCAACAAAAAGCAUAUAUGAGAAACACUGCAAACAGUGCACGUACAGUACAUGAAAGUCACUAUUGGUUUCAACUAUUGGUUUCAAGUUUCAGUAUUUGUAGCCCUGGAUGUCACAUUGGGGGCCUUUGCAGCCCACAAUAUAAAUUACAUACAAGUAGGUUGUCAUGGUUAUAGACAUGGUUGCAUUUCAAUUUGGCCAAACAAAAACAAACCACGAGCAUGGAGAACUUAUUGUGUUAACAUUUUUCGCCUGAAUUAUCAUAUCCAAUUUCCUGUUUCAAGUUUCAUUUUAUCUUCCACCCCUCCCCAUCUCUCUCUCUCUCCCCCCUCCUCCAUCUCCACCCCUCAUAGGUUCUCCAUCAACAUCGGCCACGACAGUGACAACUUUGCCCUCCACUUCAACCCUCGUUUUGACAACGGACAGAUCGUGUGUAACUCUCUGUCUGGAGGAAGCUGGGGAGACGAACAGAAGGAUGGCCACUUCCCCUUCCAGGAUGGAGAGCAGUUCAAGGUGUGUGUCACCAGUUUAACAUUUGAUCAUAGGGCAGUCUGGGCACACAGUCUGUUGACUCUAACUGUAAAAUAUAAUAUUUAACAGUUAGAGAGUCAACAGUCAGGCUACACUGGUGAUUAUAACUGCAUCUAUCAUAUAAGUACAUCUGAUAGAGGAGAUACGUUUUAGUAAUCUCAAUGGCUCAUAGAUUUGGCUCACUAGGAAGCCAGUGUAAACCCGCCUAACUGUUGGAUUUAAUCAUUACAAAUUAUCAUUAACCAGGAACCAUUUCAAAUAAAGUCUACAGAAAUGAAGCAGUAGAUCAUUACAAUUUGCCUCAAAGAUUCUACCCUCCCAUGCCUGACUGCUGCAGACUGCAAGACACAUUGAUGGUAAAUGAGAUUCUAAACAUUUCUCUCUCUCUCUCUCUCUCUCUCUCUCUCUCGCUCUCGCUCUCGCUCUCGCUCUCUCUCUCUCUCUCUCUCUCCUCUCUUCUCUGUCUCUCAUCCCUCCGUCCAGCUGGUCCUCAACUUCACCAACGAGCAGUUCUACAUCAAGCUGCCAGACGGUCACAUGAUGGACUUCCCCAAUCGCCUUGGCGACUGCAAGUACAACCACAUCAUGGUUGACGGAGAUGUCAAGGUCAUCAGCCUCAAGGUCAAAUAG
Messenger RNA from Coregonus sp. 'balchen', 3695 nucleotides. Lineage: Eukaryota; Metazoa; Chordata; Actinopteri; Salmoniformes; Salmonidae. The record is from the annotation of a GenBank genome assembly.